Malania oleifera is the source of this 4830-nucleotide messenger RNA. RefSeq lists its product as uncharacterized. The record is from RefSeq and is a predicted model, not a curated record. Gene Ontology annotation, biological process: DNA integration. The coding region runs from base 1 to 4830 and encodes 1609 amino acids. NCBI's taxonomy places the organism in Eukaryota, Viridiplantae, Streptophyta, Magnoliopsida, Santalales, Ximeniaceae. Gene Ontology annotation, molecular function: RNA-DNA hybrid ribonuclease activity; nucleic acid binding. The transcript is spliced from 3 exons.
AUGAUAGAAGAAGGGACGAAUGAGGUGGAUUUUGAACAAAUGUCUUUAGAUUGGGUGUUCAAUGAACUUAUUGCGGCAGGUCGGAUAGGGCAAGAGGCUGUUUGCCCCACUAAUGCACUUUGUUUAUGUCAGAGUAAAGAAGGAAGAUCUGUGAAAAAGUGUGUAACUUUUAGAAUGUUUUUGCAAAAGAUGGUGGAUAACAAGUUUAUAGAGAUUGGUUGUACCCGCAAAAGUGGAGAGAUUGCAGUCAUUGGGGAAAACGGGCCGGUAUAUCAUCAGUGCACUAAUCAACCAUUCAUACCUACCAUGAACAAGGCUCUUCCCACACAGGAAGCGCCAGCUCGCUUGGUGAUCUCUACUCCCAGGCCAUUCCCAUACAAGAGUAACCAAGCAGUACCCUGGAAACAUGAAUGUGAAGCGUAUGUCGAAGGAAGCACCAGCAAUAUAGCAGGGGUGAAAGGGAUAACUCGAAGUGGUAGGGUGUAUAUGCCAGAUCCUUCUAAAACAAAUCGACAAAAUGUAGGGGAACCAGACAGGGCAGUGAAAAGUCCAAUAUCUAAUGGAGAGGCCGAAGAAUUCCUGAAGAUAAUAAAGCAUAGCGAGUACAACAUCGUGGACCAACUAAAGAAAAUGCCAGCUCACAUAUCUGUUUUGUCACUUCUACUAAAUUCAGAAACCCAUCGGAAGGCGUUACUUAAAGUCCUGAAUCAAGCCUACAUUCCCCAAGAUAUCAGCGUUGAUAAAUUCAAUCAUGUGAUCGGAAGUCUAGCAUCCUCCAAUUACAUCACUUUUACUGAUGAAGAAAUUCCGCCAGAAGGCCAGGGGCACAACAAGGCGCUGCAUAUAUCCACCAAAUGUAAGGAUCAUAUGAUGUCUCGAGUCCUGAUAGAUAAUGGAUCAUCCCUCAAUGUUAUGCCAAUGACUACACUGCAAAGGUUACCCAUUGACCCUUCUUAUGUGACACCAAACAAUUUGGUGGUGCGUGCCUUCGAUGGGACACGAAGAGAGUCAGUAGGGUCGCUUGACAUCCCUAUUCAGAUUGGACCCGUAACCUUCAAUAUCACUUUUCAAGUCAUGGAUAUUACGCCUUCAUACAGUUGUCUCUUGGGAAGGCCUUGGAUACAUAAUACUGGGGUAGUUCCCUCCUCUUUGCAUCAGCUAGUGAAAUUUAUAGUAGGGGAUAAACUGGUAUGUGUUUAUGGAGAAACCGAUAUAAUGGUUACUAAACCUUCUUCCACUCCCUAUGUGGAAGCAGCUGAAGAAGCCCAUGAAGAUUCAUUCCGAGCAUUUGAGAUCAUCAACGUCAUUACUAUAAUGGAGGGAUCUUUUAUCCCUCAACCUCGGAUCUCUUCUUCCACGCGCAUGGUGGCCGCUGAAAUGAUUAAAUCAAGGGAUAGGGAUAAUAAUCAUACCAGUAUUCAGGAGCCAGAAAUUGAUGUUAACUUUGAAAACUUAAUCCUAGAAGCUGAAAUAGAAGAGGAGACUGACUUAUCACCUGAAAUGCAAAGAAUGUUGAAAUCAGAUGAAAAACCAACUUUAACCAGUAGCGACCCCACGGUCACAAUAAAUUUGGGGACUGAUGAGGAACCAAAAGAAGUAAAAAUCGGGGCACUGUUGGGAGGAAAAGAAAGAUGCGAAAUGAUAAACCUUUUGAAGGAAUACCAAGAUGUUUUCGCAUGGUCCUAUCAGGACAUGCCGAGUUUGGAUACGGACUUAGUAACACAUAAAAUACCCAUUUACCCAGAUAGCAAACCAGUAAAACAGAAACUGAGGAGAAUGCGCCCAGAUAUGUUGAUCAAAAUAAAAGAAGAGGUACAAAAGCAGUUUGAGGCUGGUUUUUUAGAAGUAGCCAAAUAUCCAAAGUGGAUGGCCAAUGUAGUUCCAAUAAUGAAGAAAAAUGGAAAAGUGAGAGUCUGUGUUGACUAUCGAGACUUGAAUAAAGCUAGCCCUAAAGAUAAUUUCCCACUUCCACACAUAGAUGUGCUGGUAGACAAUACCGCGGGACAUGCCCUGUUUUCAUUCAUGGAUGGGUUUUCUGGAUAUAAUCAAAUUAAGAUGGCCCCAGAAGAUAAAGAUAAGACCACGUUCAUCACCUUAUGGGAGACCUUUUGCUACAAGGUUAUGCCCUUUGGUUUAAAGAAUGCAGGGGCAACCUAUCAGAGAGCCAUGGUAACGCUAUUCCAUGACUUGAUGCAUAAGGAGAUAGAAGUAUAUGUGGACGACAUGAUUGUUAAGUCUCGAGAUGAGUAUAGCCAUGUAAUGAACUUAAGGAAGCUAUUUAAAAGGCUACGAAAAUGUCAACUGAAAUUAAAUCCAGAAAAAUGUACAGUCGGAGCUUCUUCAGGAAAAUUGUUGGGAUUUAUCGUAAGUGAGAAAGGGAUCGAAGUAGACCCAGAUAAAAUAAAAGCUAUUCGAGAAAUGCCUAGUCCCAAAACUGAAAAAGAAGUCAGGAGUUUCCUAGGCCAAUUGAACUACAUAGCUCGAUUUAUAUCUCAGUUGACUGCUACUUGUGAGCCCAUAUUUAAGCUGUUGAAGAAGGAUAACCCCGAAAAAUGGAGUGAAGAAUGUCAGAAAGCUUUUGAGAAAAUAAAAGAAUAUUUAUUGAACCCUCCAGUUUUGGUUCCCCCUGUACCUGGAAGGCCUCUUAUAUUGUACUUAGUAGUAUCAGAGAAUUCCAUGGGGUGUGUGUUAGGACAACACGAUGAGUCUGGAAGAAAGGAGCGCGCCAUCUAUUAUUUAAGCAAAAAGUUCACGGAAUACGAAUCUAGGUACUCUAACUUGGAGAAGACGUGUUGCGCUUUGGUGUGGGUGGUUAGUAGAUUAAGGCAAUACACGCUGUAUUACACAACAUGGCUGAUUUCUAAAAUGGAUCCGAUUAAGUAUGUUUUCGAGAAACCUGCAGUAACAGGACGGAUGGCUCGUUGGCAAAUGUUGUUGACUGAAUAUGAUAUUACAUAUGUGACGAGAAAAGCCGUCAAAGGGAGCAUUAUAGCAGAAUAUUUGGCUGAUAGGGCCGUUAAUGAUUACCAAUCCAUGGAGUUUGACUUCCCGGAUCAAGAUAUUGAUUCAAUUGAUCAAGAAAAGGAAGGUAAUGUUGGGUGGAUGAUGCUAUUUGAUGGGGCGACCAAUGUAUGGGGGCAUGGAAUAGGGGCUGUACUCAUAUCACCAGAGGGUAAAUAUUACCCAGUCACAGCCAAACUCACCUUUCCGUGUACCAAUAAUAUAGCUGAGUAUGAAGCGUGCGUAUUGGGCUUACAGGCGGCUAUUGACCGAGGCAUUAAAAAAUUGGUUGUAAAAGGAGAUUCUGCUUUGGUAAUUUAUCAGUUGACUGGAAAGUGGGAAACCCGGGAUUCCAAAUUAAUACCAUACCAGGAGUUCAUUCAGGAAAUGAUGCAGGAAUUCGAUGCCAUCAGUUUUUCGCAUUUACCGAGAGAGAGUAACUUAAUCCCUGAUGCGCUAGCAACAUUGGCGGCUUUAUUUAAGGUCGAAGCCGGAAUAGAGAUUGAACCUGUUGGCCUUACAAGGCUUAAAAUCUUGGAACCUGCAUAUUGUAUAAUGACGGAAGAAGCCGAUGGGAAGCCAUGGUUUCAUGAUAUCAAAACAUACAUUCAAUGGAAGGAGUAUCCCAUAGGAGCCUCUAAUAAUGACCGAAAGACAAUUCGGAGGCUAGCUAUGGGAUUCUUCUUAGAUGGGGAGAUAUUGUAUAAAAGGAACCAUGAUAUGACCCUCCUACGGUGCGUGGAGUUGCAAGAGGCCAGACAAAUCAUACAGGAAGUACACGACGGCGUUUGUGGGACCCAUGCGGGAGGACACUCGUUAGCCCGAAAAAUCCUAAGGAGUGGAUACUAUUGGAUAACCAUGGAACGGGAUUGUAUGGAGUAUGUUCGAAAGUGCCAUAAGUGUCAAAUCUAUGGAGAUCGCAUACAAGUCCCACCCACUCAACUCCAGGUUUUAUCUACACCUUGGCCUUUCUCAGCAUGUGGCAUGGAUGUGAUCGGACCGAUAACCCCGAAGGCCAGUAAUGGGCAUCGAUUCAUUUUUGUGGCCAUUGACUACUUCACAAAAUGGGUAGAAGCAGCAUCAUACUCUAAUGUCACUCAAAAUGUAAUCAAUCGUUUUAUCAGGAGAGAAUUAAUUUGCAGGUAUGGGAUCCCAGAAAGGAUAAUAUCAGACAAUGCUAAAAACUUGAACAACGAGGUCAUGACAAAAUUAUGCAGUCAGUUCAAGGUCAAGCAUCAUAAUUCAGCCCCCUAUCGACCUCAAAUGAAUGGAGCGGUGGAAGCAGCCAAUAAGAACAUCAAGAGCAUCUUGGAAAAAAUGACGGAGACCUAUAGAGAUUGGCAUGAGAAGUUACCUUUCGCUUUAUUGGCCUAUCGAACCACUGUUCGAACAUCUACAGGGGCUACCCCUUUCUCUUUGGUAUACGGAAUGGAGGCCGUAAUUCCGAUAGAAGUUGAGAUUCCAUCGUUACGAGUCUUAAAAGAAGCAGAGUUAACCGAAGCAGAAUGGGUGCAAUCUAGAUAUGACCAGUUGAAUCUGAUUGAAGAAAAAAGAUUGACAGCUAUAGUUCAUGGGCAGUUAUACCAAAGGAGAAUGAUGAGAGCUUUUAACAAGAAAGUGCGUAUUCGACGGUUUCAAGAAGGAGAUCUAGUUUUGAAAAAGAUUUUACCAAUUCAUAAUGACCCCCGAGGUAAGUGGACCCCAAAUUAUGAAGGGCCGUAUGUGGUAAAGAAAGCAUUUUCAGGAGGUGCCUUAUUAUUAUCAGACAUGGAUGGAGCCGAUCUGGCGCACCCCACAAACUCAGAUACGAUAAAGAAAUAUUUUUCUUAG